Electrophorus electricus (electric eel) is the source of this 3062-nucleotide messenger RNA. It is a transcript of the gene prkcq, whose product is annotated as protein kinase C, theta. Gene Ontology annotation, molecular function: diacylglycerol-dependent serine/threonine kinase activity; ATP binding. Gene Ontology annotation, biological process: protein phosphorylation. NCBI's taxonomy places the organism in Eukaryota, Metazoa, Chordata, Actinopteri, Gymnotiformes, Gymnotidae. The record is from RefSeq and is a predicted model, not a curated record.
CGCCUUCGCAUUGGCGCACAAAGUCAGCGCCUAGGGCAGGAGAAGUUUACCUAGGUCCCCAAACCAGGCCAUUUGUUUGAAAACCUCGUCUUUAUCUGAGAGCAUUCUAUUGAGAGAAAGGGCUGGUCCAGGUGUGAUAAGCCUUCAACUCCUGUUGUCCGACCUCCCCGCGUGCCCACGUUCAGCUCCUCAGCUUGCCCUCCACACCGCCGGGCGACAGGAGGUGAGAGAACCUGAUCAGAAGCUGACCUUUCCCAGAGGCCUCACACACGCACGCACACACACACACACACACACACAAAUGCUCCUAUACAUACUCCCACGGAGGCUGUGUUAAGGAGCCGGUUUAGGAGACUUCUCUGGACGUGGAACAAGCAGAACCUUUGGAGCUGCCUUUGGGAUCCAUUCGUGGUAGAGAACACCAGGGAUGGACUUCGCUGGCGGGGUGGAGAGCGCCUGAGUAGUCCAUCGUCGCCACGGUUCCCCACACAGCUGCAUCAGCACUCAGCCGUGUAGGAGUUUAACGCUGUCCAGAGGAGCUGAGCCGGGUGGAGUCAUGUCUCCCUUCCUGAGGAUCGGCUUCUCCAGCUUCGAAAUGGACCCAGGGCUUGCUUACCAUGAGGAGGUGCUCAACCCGUACUGCGCUGUUUACAUGAAAGAGGCUGUGGAGACAGAGAAGGGCCAAGUGUACAAACAGAAGCGUCCCACCAUGUACCCUCCCUGGAGCAGUACCUUCGAUGCCCAUGUCCACCGAGGACGAGUGAUGCACGUAGUAGUUAAGGACAAAACAGCUGAGCUGAAGACGGAGGCGACUGUCCAGCUGGACACGCUCGCCUCCCGAUGCAAGAAGGAGAACGGCAAACUGGAGAUCUGGGUGGAACUGAAGCCCCAGGGACGUCUGCUGAUGGAGGCACGAUACUACUUGGAGAGAAGUGAUGCAGGUCACGGUGAAGCAGACAGCGAGGUGGAGCAUGAGAGAGAAGGGGUGUUCGCCCUGCAUCAGCGGAGAGGGGCUAUCAAGCAGGCCAAAGUUCACCUUGUGAAGUGUCACGAGUUCACCGCAACCUUUUUCCCACAGCCUACGUUCUGCUCCGUCUGCAAAGAGUUUGUCUGGGGUCUGAAUAAGCAAGGAUAUCAGUGCCGACAAUGCAAUGCCGCAAUCCAUAAGAAGUGCAUCGACAAAGUGAUCGCGAAAUGCACAGGCUCAGCCAUCAACAGCAAAGAAACCAUGAUCCAUAAAGAGCGCUUUAAGAUUGACAUGCCUCACAGGUUUAAAGUGUAUAACUAUAAGAGUCCAACGUUCUGUGAGCACUGUGGUACACUGCUGUGGGGGCUGGCCCGCCAGGGCCUCAAAUGUGAAGAAUGUUGCAUGAAUGUUCAUCACAAAUGUAAGAAGAAAGUGGCCAAUCUCUGUGGCGUCAACCAGAAGCUGAUGGCAGAAGCACUGGCCAUGAUAGAGAGCACGCAGCAGUCACGGAGCAUCAAGGAUAAUGAGAUUGUUGGCAGAGAAGGCCCAGUAGGUGUGGGGCAGCCUGGGUUGGUCAGAGAGGCCUCGGGCUGUGUGCCUUGCUUACCGGUCCAUCCUCUUCCUCCUGCCCCACCAGUUCCACGCAAAGAGCAUCAGGGUAUAUCCUGGGACUCGCCAUUAGAGGGCGACAGACCAAGCUUCAGUGAGGAUGUGGAGCCCCUGUAUGCUGUCCCACGCAAAGAGCAGCACAAAUUCACCCUAGAUGACUUCACUCUGCACAAGAUGCUGGGGAAAGGCAGCUUUGGCAAGGUGUUUCUUGCUGAGAUGAGAGCCACAGGCGAGUUCUUUGCGGUGAAGGCUCUGAAGAAGGACGUGGUUCUGAUGGACGAUGAUGUGGAAUGCACCAUGGUGGAAAGGAGAGUUCUGUCUCUGGCUUGGGAGCACCCGUUCCUCACACAUUUGUAUUGCACCUUUCAGACCAAGGAGAAUCUGUUCUUCGUGAUGGAGUAUCUGAAUGGAGGAGAUUUAAUGUUCCAUAUCCAGGCCUGCAACAGUUUUGACCUCACACGCUCCACGUUUUAUGCAGCUGAGAUUAUAUGUGGACUGCAGUUUCUACAUUCAAAAGGCAUUGUGUACAGGGAUCUGAAGUUGGAUAACAUCCUGCUGGAUAUUGAUGGCCACAUUAAGAUUGCGGAUUUUGGCAUGUGUAAAGAAAAUAUGUUUGGUGAAGCUCGUACCUCCACCUUCUGUGGGACCCCUGACUACAUCGCCCCUGAGAUUUUGCUUGGGCAAAAAUAUGGCACAUCUGUAGACUGGUGGUCUUUUGGGGUCCUUCUGUAUGAGAUGCUGAUUGGUAAGUCACCAUUCCAUGGGCAUGAUGAGGAGGAGCUGUUCCAGUCUAUCCGCACAGAUGACCCAUGUUACCCACGCUGGCUGGCCAGAGAUUCCCGGGAUAUUCUCGUUAAGCUGUUUGUGCGAGAGCCUGAGCGGAGGCUUGGUGUGAAAGGCAACAUUCGGCAGCACAAUUUCUUCAGGGACACUGACUGGAGCGCGCUGGAAAAGCGGCAGGUGGAGCCGCCCUUCAAGCCCACUGUGAACUCGCCCAGCGACUGCAGCAACUUCGAUAAGGAGUUCAUUAAUGAGAAGCCCCGCCUCUCGUGCGCAGACCGCACCCUUAUCAACAGCGUAGACCAGUCGAUGUUCAACAACUUCUCAUUCAUCAACCCAGGCAUGGCUCGCUUUAAAAACAUCUGAGCUUCGCACCCAAGGGAUACGUCAGUUCUCGUGUCACUGAGAGAGCAGGAGGGUCCAAAUGGAUCCAUUCUCAUCAGCGGAAAUGCAGUGCUAAUUAAAAGAAGUGAUGUCCAACUGAUGUGCAAGUCCAGCCUUUGUUCAUCAGAGGAUACCCCUUUCCCUGUUCUGUCCCAACCCAUUCCACAUUGUUUGCACUGGCAAAACCAGUUCCAUAUAACACAAUAUGGUGUUAUUCUCUACAUAUGUUGAGAGAUUUAUUCAUGUAGGGGGGUUAAGUUGUUCUGGGGAGUUUAAAUUAUGUUCUGAUCAAAUCUCCACUCCUAAAGACAUGAUAUAAUGG